Trichomonas vaginalis G3 is the source of this 330-nucleotide messenger RNA. RefSeq lists its product as uncharacterized. NCBI's taxonomy places the organism in Eukaryota, Parabasalia, Trichomonadida, Trichomonadidae. Bases 1 to 330 code for a protein of 109 amino acids. The transcript has a single exon. The record is from RefSeq and is a predicted model, not a curated record.
AUGACUGAAGCCAAACAAGAUUUAAUUGAAUUAUCAUCAAAUCCUUUAGAUGUAUGGAUAAAUACACAUUAUGAUGAAUUGUGUGCAGGUAUGACGUGUGAAAAUGCUUUAUUCUGCAAACCAUCAGACAUGAAAGACAAGAAUUUCCAAAUGAGUAUUAAGGAUAAAUGUGAUAGGAAACAUAGAAGAAUAGACGGUAAACAAACAUGGUGUUAUGUUUUGAAAGAAGAAAUGAAAGGAUUAUAUAAACAGGUUGAACCAAACGAUAAUGAGGAUUCAUUUACUGACGAUGAAAUACCUGUAAAUGAGCCGCUAAGCGGCGAGACCUGA